AUGGACAAUAUAGUUAACAACUUGGAACUCACCGUCACACCAUCUCAAUUGAAACCCACCCUUCGAGCAUUAUUACAUGCGAUAUUCUUUCAUCGUUUGUUGGAUAAUGUCCAACCGGAAACUUUUGAAAUACUGGAUGUGCACGUACCUUCUGUACCGAAUCCCAUUUUGGAGAAAGAUAUCAAUACCAAAGUUGACCAAUUCUAUGAAGAGACUGUACUUCUUAAUCAAUCAGAAGGACAAUUAGCAGUCAUAUUCUUACAACGUAGACCUAAGAAAGGAUGGUUUGCUACUACUGAGGAACUCGUUCCGUGGGAAGAACACUUAAUCACCGUUCAUCUUUCCAACUCACCCAGAUCGACGAAUCAAUCUUUACAUGCGGCAUUAUUGCAGACUCUUACUUUCUGUGCCGAGAAGAAGGGUAAUGUGCCUCCGUUAUCUGGGAAUUCUAGCGCGUUUCUUUCUCAUCAAAUACUCAUCUCACCACCAUCCCCAGCAGAACUUUUCGCCCCUUCUUCCCCUCCCCGUCGUACAUCUCCUCCACUGGCAGCACCAUCUCUCGUCCCCGAGUCGGACAGGAGAGAAAGUAGAGAUCGGAGUAUGUCCCCUGGGGUGUUCACCAGAGAAUAUGGCGCGAUGGGAUAUCUUGAGCAAGCUCGGGAUGGUCUCAGAGCGCGGGGAAUUGGAGUGGGAGAGGAAGAGGGGCUGGAUGAAUAUUGGCUCUUGGUUUGGUUGUAUGAGAUAAGUAAGAAGAAAGGAAGGGAGAGAUACUGUACGACAUAUCACGCGAUUCACGAUGUUACAAGUUUGACACACGAGCUCGUCAUUUGA
Molecule: messenger RNA, 831 nt
Organism: Tremella mesenterica DSM 1558
Lineage: Eukaryota; Fungi; Basidiomycota; Tremellomycetes; Tremellales; Tremellaceae
Exons: 8
Coding region: 1-831 (276 amino acids)
Biological process (GO): autophagy; autophagosome assembly
Cellular component (GO): phagophore assembly site
Source: RefSeq, a predicted model, not a curated record